AUGUCAACCAACAAUUUAAACAGGUUAUCUAACGAAAAAAGUCCUUAUUUGUUGCAACAUGCCGAUAAUCCUGUCGACUGGUUUCCAUGGGGCGAAGAAGCCUUUCAGAAGGCCAAAGAGGAUAAUAAACUAAUUUUUUUGAGCGUGGGUUAUAGUACUUGCCAUUGGUGUCAUGUGAUGGCUCAUGAAUCAUUCGAGAAUGAGGCUAUAGCAAAGAUUAUGAACGAUAAUUUUGUGAAUGUUAAAGUCGACAGGGAGAUUCAGCCUGAUGUGGAUCGCAUGUAUAUGAUUUUCGUCCAAUCGUUAACCGGUGGUGGCGGAUGGCCGAUGUCCGUUUUUCUAACGCCCGAUCUAUAUCCCGUGUUUGGUGGCACUUACUUUCCUCCGGAGGAUCAACAUGGAAGACCUGGAUUCCCAUCGUUGCUUAAACGCAUGGCUUCAUUAUGGAAAGAACAAGGAGAAGCUUUAAAAAAAGCUGGAGUGGACACUAUUGAAAAAUUACGUGAAUUGACACUUCAAAAAUUUGAGGGUCAAAAUUCGCAAUUGAACAUGAAACUUGCGCAUAAUGUACAUCAAUAUUUCAUUAGUUCAUUUGAUUCUGAUGAAGGUGGUUUUGAUGGUGAACCGAAAUUCCCAACUCCAGUUCAAUUUCACUUUUUGUUUCGUCAUCAUUAUUAUAUACUAUCAGAACUUGGUAAAGCUGAAGAGAGAUUUGCUAUAAUGUCGAUUCAAGAAAUUAAAAAACGUGGACAUUCAUUAGGAAUCGAUUUUAAAGACUGUGAUAACGAAGCACAAUAUUUAAAUAAAUUACAAACUGUUGUGAAUAGUCGAAAGCAAGCUGCGAAAAAAGAUUUAGAUAUGGUGACAUUUACUCUGAAGAAAAUUGCCAUGGGAGGAAUUCAUGAUCAUAUCGGAAAUGGAUUCCAUCGAUAUUCCACCGAUAAAUAUUGGCACGUGCCUCAUUUCGAGAAGAUGCUUUAUGAUCAAGCUCAAUUAUUGAUGAGUUACGUUGAAGUAUAUUUACUCACCAAAGAUGAGUAUUAUGCUGAGGUGGUGCGUGAUAUCGUAACAUACGUUGAACGAGAUUUAAGGGACCACGAAGGAGGAGGAUUUUAUUCAGCUGAAGAUGCAGAUUCUUAUCCUCAUGAAGGAGCCAAGCAUAAAUUGGAGGGUGCCUUCGCUGUAUGGGAAGCAUCAGAAAUUAAGGAAAUUUUGGGAGAUAAGAAUUCGGAAAUAUUUUCGUAUCAUUUUGGAGUUGAACCUAAUGGAAAUGUUGAUCCCAGAAAAGAUAUUCAAGGCGAACUGAAGAAAAAAAACGUUUUGAUUGAGCGUCAUACUCCUAAAGAAACGGCCAAGAAAUUUGAAAUUUCGCUUGAUGAAGUAAAAGUUAUUCUUUCUGAAUCCAAAGAAAAACUUGCGAAAUAUCGAUUUGAUAAGAGGCCUAAACCUCAUCGAGAUGAUAAAAUUCUCACCUCUUGGAAUGGAUUGUUGAUUUCUGCUCUUGCACGGGCUUAUGAUGCGAUACGUGACGAAAAAUAUCGUGAAUUAGCUGAGGGCGCUGCAAGGUUUAUCAAAGAUCAAUUAUAUGACUCUGGCAAAAAUAGAUUGUUACGAAGCUUCAGAGAAGGACCUGGUGAAGUUGAAGGAUUUGUGGAUGAUUAUAGUAAUUUAAUUGAAGGUUUACUUGAUCUUUAUCAGUCAACCUUUAACGAAUCUUAUCUUGCAUGGGCAAUUGAUUUACAAGAUCAACAAAUUACGUUGUUUUAUGAUGAAGAAGGUGGAGGCGGUUUUUACAAUGUAGGAAAAAACAACAAAAACAUCUUGGUUAGAUUGAAAGACGAUCAUGAUGGAGCCGAGCCAUCAGCUAAUUCGGUUUCAGUUAGCAAUUUGCUUCGACUUGGUCAUAUUGUUGAUAAAGCAGAUUAUAAUGCUAAAGCCGAACAAACUUUGAAAUAUUUUGUUGAAAGGUUGGAGAAAGUCCCUUACGCUAUGCCAGCAAUGGCUGCGAGUUUGAUGUUAUAUUUGAAAGGAAUUAAACAGAUAAUUUUUGUUGGAUCGGAACAAGAAACAAUUGUUCAAAAGUAUAUUGAUAUAAUUAGAAAUAGGUUUAUGCCAAAUAAAUUUUUGCUUAAAGCAAAAGAAAAUGGGGAGGUAUUAAAUGAAAGGUGCGAAGUGAUCAAAAGUAUUUUGCAAGCAGAAAGUGCACCUUCAGUUCAUAUAUGUGAGAAUUUUACCUGUGGUAUGCCAAUUAGUGAUGUGCAUGAAUUGGAAGAAAAAUUAGUUGAAUCGUAA
This is a messenger RNA of Funneliformis caledonium, 2292 nucleotides long. Lineage: Eukaryota; Fungi; Glomeromycota; Glomeromycetes; Glomerales; Glomeraceae. The record is from the annotation of a GenBank genome assembly.